Messenger RNA from Bursaphelenchus xylophilus (pine wood nematode), 4269 nucleotides. The record is from the annotation of a GenBank genome assembly. Lineage: Eukaryota; Metazoa; Nematoda; Chromadorea; Rhabditida; Aphelenchoididae.
AUGUUUAAAUUGGAAGCAAUGAAGUCUAAUAUUCUGGUAAGUUUUGUCGUCAUGUAAAUUGAAAAGUUUCAGUUAUUAUUUCUUCUUAUUGUUGUUUCCAUUGUGAAUGGAAAGACUCCAGUUGUCUCUAUGCCUACAAAGCUUUGCCUAAAUGCAGAAUGUAGCGGUAAGUGGCUUCAAAAAUUAUUUAUAUCGUUUUAGAGUUGGUUUUUACUACCACAGCGACUCGAGCAUAUCAGUCCAACCACCAACAAAUGUUAAGUUUGGAGCCGGAAAUGCUUGUAAAGGUUUAUGGAUUCAAAUUUAGCAAUCGUGACGUAUUUUUGGCAGAGGUAGUACGCAAUUUCUCGUGUAUUUAUUUUUUUUAGGUUAACGGGCAAUUGGGUUGGGUAUAUCCUGGUUUCAUUAGUCUGGAGCCCUACUUUUUCUUCCUCGAAUCUGCUUUAAAAACGAAUGCAAAAUUGUAUAAAGUAGAACAACGGGAAGACGGAAGUGCUCGAGGAAAGGUAGUCGGUAAGAGAGACAAAGAAAAAAACAAAAUAUCUUUUUAGCUGAGCUAGACGCCAAUCCUGAAUUAUAUCGCGAUUAUCAGGUCAUUGCUGACAGAGUACAGCUCAAACCGGAAGAAAUUCAAAUAGUCAAGCCUGCUGAGUCUGCGUCACAUCACGGGCAUAGCCAUGGCCACAGCCAUUCCCAUGACCAUCAGAGUCACGACCACUCUCAUGUAAAACCAGAAGUUUCCACGACUACUACUUCUGCACCUCUGUUUUCUGAAACUCAAAUCACUGAAACAUCUGCGCCACAGUUGAACAUACAGACAACCAUAGUUCCAAUAACCGUUACGUCCGAUGCACCACCUCCGGUUACAACGGAGGCCUCCUCAGAUUCUGAUGUGAAUAGUUUCGAUCGUCCUGUGGCAACCGCGACCCCAGGAUUUAAAUCCCAGGAUUCUCUUCCGCUGGGGUCGGAUAAUCCUAGUGUGAAGAUUAACCCUUAUGGAUCAGUAAGACUUCAAGACGUUACAACUACCCCUGUGCCUCGUCAAGUGGAUGACCCAACCCCAGAACCUUUAACUACAAGUACAGCCUCGCCAUUAGCAGCUGCAGAUGAAACUGUUUCUGUAACUCCUGCUGCCCCAUACGUCUCUCCACUGUCCACAACGCUGCCCCCUGAAACAACAGAACUUCCUGUGCUUGAAGAUUUGAAUCUGGAUAUACCAACAAUCACAUUGAAUCCGAGUUUUGAUUCUGUCGAUGUUUCCACGACAAGUUCAAGUCCAGUCACUACUACUCUCGAAUAUGCAGAUCCGCUCACAAUGACACAGACAACUGCUACUCCUUUGACAACGACUAUCCAAGCUACAACUUCUUCUGUGGAUGUGGGGAAAAAUGUACGUUUACUUUUUUGUUACCACGUUUAAUCACGGCAAAGCGACAAAUAAGGGAGCUGCUCAUGUAGCAGCUCUUUACUGCGGUUUUAAGUUUUUUUACUUCGGCGAAAAUUAAGGUAUUCGAUUAUCAGGAGCGCACAUCAUUCCGAACUUUUUGUGUGGGCAAAACCCGGUGUCAAAAAACAAUUUUUUUCGACAUGACUUUCUAGUUUCGGUUAGCUGCACUUUUAUCAGAGUAAGUAAAAGAAGAAUAACAUGCUAGAGAGCAGCAUGAAAAAUGUAACAUCCGAAAAUCUCGUUAUUUUUGUCCAUCAAAAAUUUUUGUGGUCCAAAAACGAUUUUUCUGACAUUCCAAGUUUUUUGGAAAGCCGUGUGUAAAAUUUAGCUAUCAUACAAUUUUACGUUUGGUUAUGAAUAUUCGCUUUUUGAUUGUUUUCUUGUUUAGGAGUACUGUUUCAAAGGCGACUGCUCUGAUUUCGAAUCUACAAAAGAUACGAACAAAGUCUACGCGCGGGCUAUGGAACAUCUUGAAAACAAAGACGAUGGUAUCAUUCGGACUGGACUGAAGUCCUUUAUUAACGGCCUCAAGGGUAUACUUCCUUAUCCUUUCGACGGGUUGGACGAUACUGGUGUCGUUAUGGUCUUCUUUUCUUUGUUUUCAUUUGUCGUAUUCAUUAUUGGCAGGAUAUUGGAUGAUUCUGGUAAGAUUCCGUGGUUUAUAUAGUUGUUUUAUAGAAUGUCCGGACGCGUUUGACCGGAGGACUUUAUUCGAUGCUAAGACAAAGAUUACGGAACAAGCCGCUGUCAUCGAUAAAUUGAAAAGUAAUGCUCCUUCUGGACAGCAACUUGUUCAGCUUCAAGAAUUCCAACAAAAAAUACAAGCACAAAAGGAAGAGAUAUUUCAGUUGCGACAAAGGGUCAUUGAUCCUUCAGUUAUCCAUGAAAAGGACCGAUUGUUGGCCGAUUUGGAGAAUGAAGUUCACAGAUUAAACAGUGCUGUACGGGAGAGAGAUAAUCAGUAAGUUGCAUGUUUCUUGUAUCUAUUCUGGAUUUAGGAUAUCUGAACUGAAGGUUGAAAGAAGUGCCUUAGAAGAUAGAGUUGAAAAGAUCAAGGAAGAGAAGAAAAUCUUAGAUAAGAAGUUGCACGACAAAAUUGCACAUUUGCAACGGGAUCUGACAACGUCUGAAAGUAAACUUGAGCAACUUCAGAGCAUAUUGCCGGAAAAAGAGAAUGCUCUGCAAAUUAAGGAAACCGAGAUUUCUAAAUUGCUUGAUCAAAUUAGAGAGCUGGAGGAGUACAGUGUUGCGUAUUCCAAGAGUAUUAUCGAUCUGGAAACUAAACUCAGAAAGGCCGAAGAGAGUGGAGGUAGUGUGAAGAGUGGAGAUGGAGGAAGCUGGUCAGAUAUUGACAAAUCAGAAAUUGAUAAAUCUGACAUCGACAUAUCGCAUGACAAUGAGACUACUGAAGGUUUAUCUAGUGGAACCAUGAUUGACUCUGAGAGCAAUGUCCCCGUUAUCAUAAAAAAAGAAAGUAAAGUUCAUCACACCGAAGAUAUAAGAGUGCUGGCAAAGGCAAACGUUGAGGUUACCAAACUUAAAGAAGAAAAGCAGGCCCUUAAAGAAGAAAAGCAGGCCUUGGAGUAAGUAUUUUUUGCGAAUUUUUGUAAAGCUUUUUUCAGGAGUCAGUUGAAUAACGAGAAAACAACAAAGAAGGCAUUAGAAGAGAAGCUGAUAGACCGGGACAACAUAAUCGUUCGGCUGAAUACUCAGAUCGAUUCACUGAACGAAGAAUUGAAAGAAAAGAAACUUGAGAUUAAAGAGAAACAAGUAAAGAUCGAAGCCCUGACAGAAGAAAGAAUAGAAAUUUACAAACAAGUUCUGGAGGCACGGAACGAAGCCAAGGCAUUGUCGUCAGAGUCAUCUAGACUGGAAAACGAAAAGAACGUCUUGGAAAGGGCUGCCAGAGAGCUGGAACAGAAACUUAAAAAAGCUGAGGAUUUGGAGGCGAAAUUGAGGACCAAGAUGUUCCACGAUGAGAGAGACGCUCAGAAGAAGAUCAAGGGUCUUGAAGAGAAGAUUGCUCAUAUGACGACAAUUCAGAUUUCUAGUAAAACUGCCGAAACUGGAAACUUGUCUAUGGCUUCGAAUGGUCUCUUCAACGACGUCCCGUCUUUGUGGUCGCCUUUCAAUAAUUUUAACACUAAUGGUUCACUCGAUGAGUAAGUAUAUUAAAGUCAUUUUGUAUGUGAAAUGCAAAAUGACUUGCAUUUCACUUACUUAAUUAAUUGUAGGAGUGAACCCGAUUUUCUCACAAAUCGAAGUGAUCCCAGGCGAAAUUUGCGGGCCGGUAAUAUUAGUCCCGCCAGGUCAACAGAAUCGAGUGGAAAUGUAAAUGAUCAGCGUGGUAAGUCCCACCUUACCAGUAGGGACAUGGGAAGAGAACGACCUGAACAGCAGACCAGAGGUACCACCCAAAGAAGGAUGCGGUAAGUUUGUCAUAUGCUUUCAAGAAAGCUCUUUGUUUAAGGUCGCGGUCUGCUGGUCGUUUUCCACGUGAAGCAUAUCCCGCCCAACAAGUGCCAUCAGGGCGCAUGUCGGCUGGACGGUCAGGAGGGCACAUCUCUCCAGCUACUUCGUUGUUGCAUACCGCCUCACCAUAUUACGCCGACUCUUCUGGAAUCGCCACCCUCCCAAGACCGGCUUCAGGUGGACGUCUGCCAAAGGUCCCUUCUAAUUUGUCAAAUCUGUAUUACUCAUCGGACGGAUCUCCACCGCCUAAUCUGGUUCAACGAGCAGGGAUUCCACCCGUUAAGAAUGUCCCUCGGCCAGUUACUGUUCGAGCGGCGAUAAAAUUGCAUCCGCCCAGGCCACAGAAAUAA